AUGUUUGGUGCCUUUGGUGGACGCUUACGCGCGCGAUCACUCUCUCCUGAUCCUAAAGCAAAUCUCAACACUGCAGCGCAGCGAGUAGCAAUGGCAGAUCCUUCAGGUACCCUAGGUAGGCGUCAAAUUGCUCAGGCUCGUUUAGCUAAAUUACCACCUUCUUGGAAAGAAAACCCAACACUUUGGUUUUCGCAGGUUGGAGCCAUGUUCGCGAUUUCUCGUAUCACUGCUGACACUACUAAAUUUCAUUACAUUGUGACUAACUUAAACACUGAACCACUACCUUCUGUCUCUGACAUUAUUACAAAUCCACCUGCUCAAGAUAAAUAUGAUACUCUCAAAGAGCGUUUGAUUAAUUCCUUCUCUGAGACUAAUGAGUCCAAACUACGUCGAAUAUUCAGAGGCGUCGAGUUUUUCGACGAGAAACCGUCAAAUGUCCUCCAACAUCUCCGAAAUUUGGCUGGCAACCAAGUAAGUGACACUGUUCUACGUACCUUGUUCUUGGAACACCUGCCUGAACAAGUUAGGGGCAUCCUGUCCAUCAGUGAGGUAGCGGAUCUCACACGCUUAGCCCUGCAGGCCGAUAAGAUUAUGGAAGUCACAAAGCCUUCUAUAUUUGCCAUCGACAAAUAUCCCAGUUCCAGUGCCUCAACAACAGCAUCUAAGCAAUCAAUCUCCAAUAACAUUGACCCGUCGGUUACUCUGGAAAACCUUACAGCCCGAAUUUAUGCCCUAACAAAAAACUUUGAACAUCUAGAUCAGCAUGUCAGAGGCAGAGACCAGUCCAGACACAGAGCACGUUCACGGUACGUAGAAGAACUGAAAGGCUGCCUUGGAGAAAUCAUAGAAGCUGUGUCUGAGAGAGCAAUUUACGUCUUUUAUCAGCAUAUAGAAUAA
Ceutorhynchus assimilis (cabbage seed weevil) is the source of this 897-nucleotide messenger RNA. The record is from the annotation of a GenBank genome assembly. Lineage: Eukaryota; Metazoa; Arthropoda; Insecta; Coleoptera; Curculionidae.